Amaranthus tricolor (Joseph's coat) is the source of this 1382-nucleotide messenger RNA. RefSeq names its product myb-related protein 308. The record is from RefSeq and is a predicted model, not a curated record. The coding region runs from base 325 to 1128 and encodes 267 amino acids. NCBI's taxonomy places the organism in Eukaryota, Viridiplantae, Streptophyta, Magnoliopsida, Caryophyllales, Amaranthaceae. The transcript is spliced from 2 exons.
AGCCACUCUCCUCUAACCUAUCUCACCAACUCACAUCUAGAAGCUCUUUAUCUCUCUCUCCUUCAAUUUUUGAAAUACCCUAUAAAUCCCCCUCCAAUUCCACAAAAGGGUCAGCUUUGUUACUCAACCCAACACCCAAAAUUAGCUUUUUUUAUACACAUAUUGUUCAUCAUCAUAAGAAAAUUGCACCUCAUAAAAAGAAAAAAUCCAACAUAAAAUAACAAAAAAGUGCUCUUUCCAAUUACCAUAAAAUAUAUGAGUAAUUCAUACCCAAAAUAUAGAAAAUAAAUUCAUCACAUAAUUAAUUUAAUUAUUAGAAAAAAAAUGGGGAGGUCCCCUUGUUGUGAGAAAGCUCAUACAAACAAAGGAGCAUGGACUAAAGAAGAAGAUGAUCGAUUAAUUGCUUAUAUUAAAGCUCAUGGUGAAGGUUGUUGGCGUUCGCUUCCGAAAGCGGCCGGCCUCCUCCGGUGCGGCAAAAGUUGCCGUCUCCGGUGGAUUAAUUACCUUAGGCCGGACUUAAAAAGAGGUAAUUUUACUGAAGAAGAAGAUGAACUCAUCAUCAAAUUGCAUAGUCUUCUUGGUAACAAGUGGUCUUUAAUAGCUGGAAGAUUACCGGGAAGAACAGAUAAUGAGAUAAAGAAUUAUUGGAAUACCCAUAUAAAAAGAAAGCUUAUAAACAGGGGAAUUGACCCAGUUACUCAUAGAUCUUUAAAUGAAGUUGGUUCUCAAUCAGAUUCAUCGCCAGUAACAACACCAAAUUCAACUACAACAACAAUUUCAUUUUCUGCUCCAAUUAAAAUUCCCAAAAAAGAGGAAAUUUUGGGAAUAAAAGAUGAGAAAUUUGACCAAAACAUGCGAGAAAAAUGGAUAGAAAGAUGCCCAGAUUUGAAUCUUGAUCUAAGAAUUAGUCCCCCAUAUCAACAAAAUAAUAAUACAGAUAAUAUAAAAACAGGGACAAGGAUUUGUUUUACUUGCAGUUUGGGGUUGGAAAGUAGUCAAGAUUGUAAUUGCAGUCAAAAUAUGGUUGGUUGUAGUACUACUAGCAAUAAUGGUGGCAGUAUUUGUUAUGAUUUCUUGGGCUUGAGAACUAAUGGUGCUUUGGAUUAUAGAAGCUUGGAAAUGAAAUGAUUAUAUAUUUAAAGAAGGUUGCAUUGCCCUAUUGCAACUAUGUUGUAAAGAUUUUGAAAUAUUAUCACCCAAAAAUAGAUUGCAUUGACCAAAAUUUGUUUCAGGACUGUCAGUGCAAUCGUGAUCGAAAUCGUAUUUUUUUGCUCUAUAUCAGAGAUUAUAUAUAUUUCUAUUUAACUGUACUUAAAUAUAGAUGAGAGAAGAAAUUGAUUUUAUUUUGUUUCAAAUAUAUAAGAUAAUUAGACUCGGACUAA